This is a messenger RNA of Columba livia (rock pigeon), 1335 nucleotides long. It is a transcript of the gene LRRC9, whose product is annotated as leucine rich repeat containing 9. The record is from RefSeq and is a predicted model, not a curated record. NCBI's taxonomy places the organism in Eukaryota, Metazoa, Chordata, Aves, Columbiformes, Columbidae. Gene Ontology annotation, molecular function: protein binding.
AUGGGCUUCCUUGGAGCAGUGUUUAACCAUGAACUGGUCCUGCCAGAAUACGUUGCUGAGUUGGAGUAUGCUACACUGGUACAAACUUUACCAGUGUUUUUUACAUGCAAUAUAAUUACAGAGGGUGGAAAGAGGAGCGCAGAAAGAUUUAUUCUGUCUCAUGAUUUGCAACGUGAUGAUAUCUUGAACAUGGAACCAACAGGAAAGGUGAGGCCUAGGAUAUCUUGCUUAAAUGAAAAAGCUCAAUACUUUCAGUGGCUGAGGCAAAUAUUUAGUCAGGCACAGGUUUUGAAUUUGGAUGGGAACAACCUGAGCAUGCUGCUGAACAUCAAUAGACUUAAACAGCUCAAAAAACUUAUCAUCACCUCUAAUGAAUUUUCUUCCUUAAAUAAUAUUUAUGACCUGCCCAGCUGGGAAUAUUUUGAUUUGAGCCAUAACGUGAUCACUUUUGAGGGCAUUAGAGGCUUAAGCAAACCGCAGGUCUUCAACCUGGGCUAGAAUCAGCUGAAAAAAUCCAGUUAAGAUAUAAACAUCCUACAUAAACAUACGCUUAGUCCUGACAUCCCAGAUGUCCCGUGGCAUAAGCCAGCCUCAUUUCAGCUGGGUGUCAUUGGCCAAUUAAAGGCUCUCACUAACCUGGAUGGAGUCCUGACUGCUAAUGAAGAAGCUGCAGAAGUGUUACAAUAUCUUGCAGGAUCGAAGAUGACCGAGUUGUCUCUGUUAGAAUAUUCUAGGGCUGAUGAAGAAAAAACUCCCAUUUUCAGUGUAUUUCCCUUCACUAAAAUUCUGUCUCAAAUUUGCAAGAACAGGGUGGAUUCGCAGAUGCAUUGUUAUAACUGGUAUUCAUUUCUUUCAAUUCUGAGUUUAACUACCAAUCACUGUCUUAAAUCUGGAUAACCAACACUCUUCAAAAUUUCCAACUUGGAAAAACUGGAACAUUUAAGAUGGGCAUCAUUUAGCAACAACUGUCUCACACAAAUAGAAGGAAUAGAGUCUUGUUUUAACCUCAAAGAACUCACAUUAGAUGAAAACUACAUUUCAACACUAGAUGGUACUAUAUUUACUACAGUAGUGAUAAUGCAGGCUGUUAAACUGAGAGACAGUAGAAACAUUUCUGCUGUGCCUUUUAAGGUCUUCCUGUUGCAAACUCUCCAGAGGAUUCUGGAUUUGCCGCACUGCCAGCAAACCUCACAUUAUCCUCUCAGAAUAACAAAUGGGAAUCUGAAUGAAAACAUCAGCCAUUCAUUUGGCUCUGAUCUUACAUUCGAGGAAUCUCUACUGAUUAAAUCAAAUGACAGUAAGCAUAAACAGGAUUACUUAUUCCUGAAUGCUUAA